AUAUCAGUGGUGACACAUUUAGAAGAAGAUAUGCAACAUCCGCUUCAGCCUUGGCAAGAGAAACUCUUGAAAAGCAUUUAACAAAUGGAUCAUGGCAACCUCCAAUAGAAAAAGAAGACAAUGGCUUACAACCUCACAGGCAGAGACAUUUUAUUACAAGCUCAUCACCCAAGCCCUGUGUGCCUGAGGAGCACUAUGUACAAAAGAUCUUAUGCAAACAUAGACCAAAAUAUUAUGACCCAUGUGGACUGUUAAAAUGGAGCAAGCCCAGGUAUUUUCAGACAAAGAACUCCCUUAUCUGUAAAUAUAUACCAUAUAAUCAAUUUCAAGAUUAUAUGAAAGAAAAGAAGUCAAGUCGCACAGAACAUUCAAAGUCUGAGAAAGAGCAAAUCCAAAUUAACAGUGCAAUAGAAAAUUUCCUUAUGAGUGAGAAUAACACAGAUUUAUCAAGGUUAACAAGAAAAUACAAGAAAACGUAUUCCCCAAAGAGGGUCAGCUAUUGUAAUCCUGACUUAGUAGAAAAAAAAAGGUAGGUGAAAUCACCCAAAACAUCAACACACUGGAAACAGCAGGAAAAUCAAAGUAAUCAGCUGACCACCUUGGAUCUCAAAACAAGCAAAGGAGGACGAUGGUUUACUGAGUCACAGAUUAUCAAAAAGAAGAGAAUCAAACAAUCUGGUCACAAAGGGAAAAUUAAAGGACAAAAUUUAAGGAAAAAAUUAAAUUUACGUCCUUUUAGAAAAGUCAGAGUCCAUCCAGAAAAAUCUUCACCAGAACUCCUCAGAAAGUGUAAACAAGCAGUGAUACCUCCUAAGACAUUCCCCAAAACUUCUGAUAAAAAAACUAAGAUAAAUCUUGUGUCUUCUGCAGAUUUCCUUCAACAGUCAGAGAGUGAAAACUACAUUAAACUGACUCCAAAAAUGCUUUCUCUUGAACAUGCCCCGAAGCAGACCUCAACUUACAAAAGAAGUACUAAAAAUGCCUCUCUCAUCAGUGCUAACAAUUUGUCUACAGGCAACCAGAGCUCUGUAAAGGGCAACUGUUACCCAACUGGUCAGGUUCCUAAUGGAAACUCAUCAACUGUGCCUCAGCCUACACCCCAGAAUGUCCAGCACGGGUUCUCACUUUCUCAGUUCUCAAUGGAGCAAAUGGAAGGUACAUCUCAGCUUCAACCAGAAGUUUCUAGUUAUUCACCAGCUACUUCAGAAAAUGUGGGAAAUAACGUUUUUCCAUUUCAGCAUUCCAGGGAAGUUAUUGAUCAAGGGGCAACAGAGUCCAGAGAGCUCAUGGAGCAGAACGAAUCAAAGUCCAGUGAGCUAAACCAGUCCCCUCGGUCCAUGAGAAACCAAGCACAAUUUCUAAGUGUUUACAAGACUGACACUUACAACAAGGAAUGUACUUCAGAGCAAAAUCAAAUUUUACAAUGUAAGAAACAAAACUUAAGUCAUGAACAACUUGAAAAUGAAGAAAAAACAUUAAUGACAAAACCCAAAAUAUCACAUCCAAUUGUGGAAAGUUGUAUUAUGGAUAAGGAAGGAAAUGAAGUAGGGAAAAAUCUUCUUAACACAGAAACUUAUGAUUCCUCUCUUAUUCCCUGGACACAGUCCAAGAACAACCUACCAUUUAUGAUGACAAAUUCUAUUCCACACCAAAAUAGAAGAGAGCUUCCCAAGGAUAUCAGUACUUCUACUCUUAGUAGUCAAGCCAUUUGGCAUCUAACCAAUAGUAGCGAAAAAAGAAGUGACAGCACACAUGUAUUGCCCAGAGAUGACAGCACUGAAGCUCUGGAGAUAAAAAUAGUAGAAAAAGAAGGGGAAAGUAUACUUGAUGAAAGCAAGACCAAUUCUAGUAUAUUCAUUUGGACCACACAAAUGACCUCAAAGGGCAUCACAAUUGGAGGGCAGCAAACUUGGGAAAAUGGGAAAAGUGAAAAACACGUUUUCUGUGAUUCAAACUCUGUUGAGGAGACCAUUACAGUUAAAGAUCCAAGGAUCACAAAUUCCCAGGAAACCAAAAAUAGAAUACCUCACAGUGAAGCAGAUCUUCAAAUUAACAGUCAUAUGCACGAUUUGAGAGAAAUUCAAAAUAUGCAGCCAGAUAAAGAUAGCAGUGCACACAGAGAAGGUGAAAUGGCAGCGGAGAGACAUGCAGUGCUUCCUCUCUCACCAGAGUUAAAAGACAUUAGUUUUGAGCCAGAAAAUGAGGUGCCUCUAAUUCCUAGCAGAAUAAAAGAAGCUGAAAACUCUGUUCCAAAACCUGUACCGCAUCCACCAUCUGCUGAAUAUGCUAAUACAUCACCUUUAGAAGCAGAGCAAAGUGAACAAAAUAACUCAAAUAAUAAUCACUUUCUAGAUUAG
Marmota flaviventris (yellow-bellied marmot) is the source of this 2357-nucleotide messenger RNA. The record is from RefSeq and is a predicted model, not a curated record. Lineage: Eukaryota; Metazoa; Chordata; Mammalia; Rodentia; Sciuridae.